Molecule: messenger RNA, 1213 nt
Organism: Austrofundulus limnaeus
Lineage: Eukaryota; Metazoa; Chordata; Actinopteri; Cyprinodontiformes; Rivulidae
Molecular function (GO): nucleic acid binding
Source: RefSeq, a predicted model, not a curated record
UGUCGCUUCCAUCUAUGACCCUCUUGGGUUUGUCGCCCCAUUCACAUUGAUUGGAAAGCAAAUACUCCAAACAUCAUGCAAAGACAAGGUUAACUGGGAUGAUGAUCUUCCAGACCACAUUCUACCAUGAUGGGAAGCAUGGUUGAGAGACUUGCCUAAGCUGGCAGCUCUGAAGAUCCCACGAAGCUACUCACAAGACAUCAACAUCAUGCAGUAUGAAUUGCAUAGCUUCUCGGAUGCAAGCCUCAACGGUUAUGGCGCAUGUUCAUACCUUAGAGCAAUAGGCAAAGAAGGACAGAUAAGCUGUUCACUCGUCAUGGGAAAAGCGAGAGUUACGCCCAUUAAACAAAUGACCAUCCCAAGGCUUGAACUGACGUCAGCUGUGACUUCAGUCCGCAACGCGGAUGUAAUCAAACAAGAACUGGAAAUUGAAAAUCUACUGGAAUAUUAUUGGACAGAUUCACAAGUCGUACUAGCAUACAUAAGCAAUGAUGCUAAAAGAUUUCACACGUUCGUUGCCAAUCGGAUUCAACGAAUAAGACAAAGUACAAGUCCUGAAAAAUGGCAGCAUGUCAGCUCAGAAGAAAAUCCGGCUGAUCAGGCCUCUAGGGGUUUAACCGCUGCACAACUGAAAGAAUCAAACUGGUUGAAGGGUCCAGAUUUCCUUUGGAAACAAGAUCUUCCAAUCAAAAAGGAAAUGGUGGGAGAAGUUGAAGAGACAGAUCCUGAACUCCGUACAGGUCAUGCAUACACCGUGCAGUCAAAAGAAGUGAAUCCAGUUUUAGAGCGUCUAAAGAAGUUCUCUGAUUGGUCGAGAGCAGUAAAGGCUAUUGCCAGACUCAAACGACGCAUAAAAGAGUUUAAAGGCGUUCAAGAAAGAACAAACAAAACAACAGAUCUUGAAGAGAGGAGAGACACAGAAGUGUUCAUUAUCAAGCUAGUGCAAAGAGAAGCUUUCACUGAGGAAAUACAGAAAAUCAGAUCUCAGAAGGUGAAUUCUCUGCACAAGCAUAACAGACUAAAGAAGCUAAAUGCUUUCUUGGACAACUCUGAUGUACUCAGGGUGGGAGGAAGAUUGUCCCAAUCAGCCUUGCAUCAUCAUGUCAAACAUCCCGCAAUUCUUCCCAAGGAGUCCCAUGUAUCAGCCCUCCUCAUUAAACACUACCAUCAACGUGUACAUCACCAAGGAAGAGGCAUGACUGUAAAUGAAUUG